GAGAGCAGUUGCAGACGUGUAUUACGCUGGAGAUGUGAGCAUCAGUCGUGAUGCCCUCCUACUUCUACCACAUUGCGAUCGAAUUAUUUGCUCGCCCGCACUCUGACCUCCACGGCACCUACCCAGGCGUGGACAAGCACUCGACAUCGCUAUCCUUCGACUCCGCAUGCGAAGCUCUACUCCCGUUCCAGAAGCGCCCCCGACACUCACCGUGGGCACAUCGAUCCUCUCGUCAUCAAGCGCAUGGGAAACACCCACGCCCCUCAUCCAACAAUUUCGCCGAAACCCACGGCUCGGACUCUACUACCAACGUCACAGACCCCCGUACCCCUCACCUCUACACGACUUCGUCCACAAGCGCAUCCGAUCUCGAGAGAGAUCUCAGACUCGAUAAAGUGUCCAUCGAGUGCAUUGAUAUGAUUCCAUCGGAGCAGGACACCAGUGCUGCGAAGCGGACGGGCUGGAAGGACGCAAAGGAUAACCCCAUCGCGACCGGGAUCGGCACGGAUAUCUUGGGAGGACUACGCACGAAAGGCAAAUACAUACCGCUGGACCAGAGCACUUCGGACAGUGUUUGGGGAAUCGUGCAUCUAUACCGAGAUGCUCAGGAGACGCCGUACCUGACAGAAGAGGACUACCCCUCGUACUUGAAAGGUUCAGCGGCUGCGGCGAGGACACCAUACGAUGAAGUGGGCGGCAGCAGUAGGCCCCCGCGCGCAGAAGAGCACAUGCCAGAUGAGGAAUGCACGACGCUAUGUAUCCUAGCCGUCCCUUCAUAUAUGUCGCCCUCCGACUUUCUGGGGUUCGUGGGCGAAUCGACUAUGAACGAUGUCACUCACUUUCGCAUGAUCAAGACCGCUCGAGCGAACCGGUACAUGGUCUUGAUGAAGUUUCGCAACGGGAAGAAGGCCAAGGAGUGGCAGAAGGACUGGAAUGGAAAGGUGUUUAACAGCAUGGAGCCCGAAACCUGUCAUGUCGUCUUCGUAAAGACCGUCGAAAUACAAGCCGUUGAACCGGGCGCGCUGUCUGGAUCACAGAGCGGUCUUCUUUCCCCACACGCUACAACGAGUCCUGUGCGGACGACGCCUAUUUCGACUACACAGUCAAGCUCCAUACCUUCUGCUACUCUCUCUACCAGGCCGCUGGCGCCUCCUACCCCUGCGCUUAUCGAAUUGCCAACAUGUCCCGUGUGUCUGGAGCGUAUGGAUGAGACCACCGGCUUGCUGACUAUCAUAUGUCAGCAUGUCUUUCACUGCACAUGUCUACAGAAGUGGAAAGGAAGUGGCUGCCCCGUAUGUCGAUACACACAAGAUGAUAUUCGACGGAACAGCCAAGCCGCAUUAUACGAUGAUGAACCAGCCGAGUGCAGCGUGUGCCACUCGGAUAUAAACCUCUGGAUAUGCCUUAUUUGCGGAAACGUCGGCUGUGGACGCUAUGACGGCGCACAUGCAUUUGCGCACUACAAGGAAACGGCGCAUGCCUUUGCAAUGGAUCUCUCUACCCAGCGCGUCUGGGACUACGUCGGCGAUGCCUACGUGCACCGCAUUAUCCAAAGCAAAACUGAUGGCAAGCUCGUGGAACUUCCAGCAGCCGACAACAGCGCGCUCGACCCACCCGACUGGACGGACGCCGUUCCGCGGGAGAAGCUGGAGAACAUGAGCGUGGAAUACACCCAUCUACUUACUAGUCAACUUGAAAGCCAACGAGCCUACUUCGAAGAGGUAGUCGAGCGUGCCGUGGAUAAAGCAUCUCAAGCCAGUGCCGCUGCCUCUUCCGCGCAGGACGCAGUCGAGAAAGCCACCGCCAGCUUGAAGAGCCUACAGGCACAAUAUGAUACCCUUACUAGCGAGAUCAUCCCCGGGCUGGAGCGCGAUAAGGCGCGGGCCGAGAAGCGCGCGGAGAAGUUCGAGAUGAUGACGCGCAAGAUGGAGAAAGAGUGGCGAGAAGAGAAGACGAUGAAUGAGAAUCUCAUUGAACGGGUUGAGCUUCUGAAGUCCGAGGUGGAAAGUCUGAAGCUUGCGAAUGCGGAUUUGACGGAGCAGAACCGGGAUCUCACUUUCUUCAUUAGCGGGUCGGCGCGACUGCAGGAUCAGGGCGAUGAUGUGGUGCAGGGGACAGUCAGUGUUCCUGAACCGGAGAAGCCGAAGAAGAAGGGUAAGGGGAGGAAGAAGUGAUCGAGGGGGGAUUUAUCCUAGGCUCGCCGGUUCGAGUCGAUGGAUUAACAUGCAGCAGGUCUAUUGUUACGACACAAUCCACAUAUAUCACUACAUUAGUAUAACAGCACAAAUGCAAGAAAGAACCUAAUGCAAUGAAAC
This is a messenger RNA of Aspergillus neoniger CBS 115656, 2315 nucleotides long. RefSeq names its product putative RING and UBP finger domain protein. Bases 51 to 2174 code for a protein of 707 amino acids. Lineage: Eukaryota; Fungi; Ascomycota; Eurotiomycetes; Eurotiales; Aspergillaceae. Gene Ontology annotation, cellular component: cytoplasm. The record is from RefSeq and is a predicted model, not a curated record. Gene Ontology annotation, molecular function: zinc ion binding; ubiquitin protein ligase activity. The transcript is spliced from 2 exons. Gene Ontology annotation, biological process: protein ubiquitination; Ras protein signal transduction.